Molecule: messenger RNA, 5944 nt
Organism: Dromaius novaehollandiae (emu)
Lineage: Eukaryota; Metazoa; Chordata; Aves; Casuariiformes; Dromaiidae
Product: urea transporter 2-like
Exons: 21
Coding region: 400-3006 (868 amino acids)
Biological process (GO): urea transmembrane transport
Cellular component (GO): membrane
Molecular function (GO): urea transmembrane transporter activity
Source: RefSeq, a predicted model, not a curated record
CUUCUUUCCACGGCUUGACCAAGGAGCAGGCAUCUGAUGCAGACAUUUGGCUGUCUCUGCGUACAUAUAUAUAUACACACAAAUGUUACUUAAUGCCUCUUUCUUAAAGAGUAAGGAGCCGGCUGUGAGCUUUCCAGGUGUUGUCUGCUGGGUUGGAUUUCCUGUCCCCAUCACUGACCACCAGCUGGACCUCCAUACCAUCUCGUCUUGAAAGUAAGAGGCUCUGAGCAGCCUGUCACCUCCUGAACUGAAGAAUCAGAAAAAUAAAAAGCCUAACCCUCUGAAAACACCCCCCUGAAUUCUCUGCGCUUCAACAGAGCAACUCAAGGAUAAACCUUCCACUAAAUCCUAUGUGACUGAAGCUAUAGGAGCCUGACUUUCCCUCUUCAGCCUGAAGAGAUGGAGCUUGGAGAAAUUGUUGUUGCUGAAAGCCCUAGUGAGAGAAAGCUGUAUGCGGAGAAGGAGCCAAGAGCCCAGGACCUGCUGCGGAGAAGUGGAAAGCAAAUCCAUCAGCUUUUCAGCUAUCUCACAGGAGAAAUGAAAGAAUGUGGAGACUGGAUGAAAGAUAAACCCCUAAUGGUUCAGCUCGUGGACUGGAUCUUGCGAGGCACCUCUCAGGUGAUGUUUGUCAACAACCCUCUCAGCGGGAUGAUCAUUUUAGUGGGGCUUUUCAUCCAGAAUCCCUGGUGGAUGCUCACAGGCUGUACUGGGACGGCUGUUUCGACAUUAACAGCCCUGACCUUCGGUCAGGACAGGUCAGCUAUUGCAGCAGGGCUGUACGGCUAUAACGGGCUCCUGGUGGGACUGCUCAUGGCUGUCUACUCUGACAAAGGGGAUUACUACUGGUGGCUUCUACCUCCUGUGGGGGUUAUAUCCACAGCCUGUCCAGUCCUGUCCAGUGCUUUGGCAUCAGUAUUCAGUAAAUGGGACCUUCCUGUUUUCACUCUGCCUUUCAAUAUUGCGGUAACUUUGUAUUUGGCAGCCACAGGACACUAUAACGCCUUCUUCCCUACCACCCUCAUCCAGCCUGUAACAUCAGCACCCAACAUCACCUGGUCUGCAAUCAAUGUGCCCCUGCUCUUGCAAUCCAUUCCGGUCGGUGUCGGUCAAGUAUACGGUUGUGAAAACCCUUGGACUGGAGGCAUCUUCCUCAUUGCUUUACUUAUCUCCUCCCCACUGAUUUGCUUACAUGCUGCAAUUGGAUCAACAGUAGGGAUGCUGGCAGCUCUGACCAUUGCAACACCAUUUGACAGCAUCUACCUCGGCUUACACAAUUAUAACUGUGCACUUGCUUGCAUUGCAAUUGGAGGCAUGUUCUACGCCCUGACCUGGCAGGCUCAUCUGCUGGCCCUUGCCUGUGCAUUAUUUUGUGCCUACUCUGGAGCAGCUCUUACUAAUAUGCUAUCUGUGCUGGGAUUACCACUCUGCACCUGGCCUUUUUGCUUCUCUGCACUUCUCUUUUUGCUGCUCACUUCAGACAACCCAGCCAUCUACAAAGUCCCACUCUGCAAAGUCACCUACCCAGAGGCCAACCGGCUCUACUACCUGAGGAUGAUGAGAAGAGCAUCGGAGAGCAGAAGAGGGGAGCAGAAAGGAAAGGAGCCAAAACCCUCCACCAAUUGGAAAACCCAAACUGGAGGCACCCCACUGUGCAGUCCCAAAAACAGCCAUGCUCACUAUGGGAGGAGAAACAAACUAAUUAGUAAUAUCAGGACAGGAGCCAUGCUAGCCUAUAUAAGUUGGUGGGGUAUUUUCUUUUUCUAUCGUAGCCCUUCUGCACUGCCCAGCAAAGCAACAGCUCUCCCCAAACUCAUCAAGAAGGCUCAGAACACCACCAUGGAAAACAGCAUUGACGUUAAGAUAGAAACCAAGGGAGAAAAAAAGCCAAGAAAGCAGAAUCCAUUGAGCAAAGGUGGAAAGAGAGUCUGCAAAGCUGUUGGCUACAUCACUGGGGACAUGAAGGAAUUUGGAGGCUGGAUAAAAGAUAAACCUCUCAUGAUCCAGUUUAUUGAUUGGGUGCUGCGUGGGAUAUCCCAGGUGAUGUUUAUCAAUAAUCCCCUUAGUGGGCUUAUCAUAGUUGCUGGCUUCCUGGUGCAGAAUCCUUGGUGGACACUCACAGGCUGUUUGGGAACAGUUGUCUCAACUUUAACAGCACUUAUUCUGGGCCAGGACAGAUCGGCCAUAGCAGCAGGCCUGUAUGGCUACAACGGGGUCUUGGUGGGAUUGCUUAUGGCUGUCUUCUCUGCUAAGGGAGACUACCACUGGUGGCUUCUACUCCCAGUGGCACUGGUGUCCAUGACGUGCCCCAUUUUCACCAGUGCUUUAGGCUCAGUCUUCAGUAAGUGGGAUCUGCCUGUUUUCACCUUGCCUUUCAACUUGGCCUUGACUCUCUAUCUGGCUGCCUCAGGACCCCAUAACCUCUUCUUCCCUACAACUCUCAUUCAGCCUGCAACAACAACACCCAACAUCACCUGGACUGAUGCUGAAGUGCCAAUGCUGCUCCAAUCCAUUCCGGUCGGCGUUAGUCAGAUAUAUGGCUGCGAUAACCCCUGGACUGGGGGAAUUUUCCUGGUUGCUCUAUUUAUCUCUUCUCCACUCAUUUGUCUGCAUGCGGCAAUUGGAUCAGCAGUGGGGAUGCUGGCAGCACUGAGCUUAGCAACACCUUUUAGCAGAAUCUACUCUGGCUUGUGGAAUUACAACAGUUCCCUGUCUUGCAUCGCAAUCGGAGGCAUGUUCUACGCUUUCACCUGGCAGACACAUUUGCUGGCAAUUGCUUGUGCACUCUUUAGUGCCUAUCUGGGAGCGACACUGGCUAAUAUGCUGGCGAUGUUUGGGCUGCCAUCAGGAACCUGGUCUUUUUGUUUGUCUGCACUGACAUUUCUGUUAAUAACCACAAACAACUCGGCCAUCUACAAGCUACCCCUCUCCAAGGUCACCUAUCCAGAAGCCAACCGAGCUUAUUAUCUGAAGAUGAAGAAACAUCAGAAGUCUUGCUGUGGGGUAUAAAGGCCCAAGAAGAGAGAUACUUUGCAGAGUGUAAGGCUAAAGCAGAAGGUAUUUUCCCCCAAAAGUGAUUUGCAUGCUACAAAGUCAAAAGACAAAAAAAAUCGCUGCCUUCUGAGUGAAGAGACUUUUUCCUCCACAUUUGUUUGUUCCAUCCUGUUUAGAAAGAAUUGUGCUGUGUUGGAAGAACCCCUCCCGAGACCACUCUGUAAUGAUUUAAGAGCAUAUAUGCUUAAAAAGACACUUGAAUUUUAAGUAGUGGGGAAAUGACUUAGAAGUUGAAAAGAAAACUCUGGUCAUGAAACCCAGGUCACACCAAUCAGGUGUAAAGCAAUGAAGAAUAGAACAUCUUUUGGCAUCUGAUGGGACUCCUAAUUUAUGGUUAAAACCAGCUUACCACAGCAAUAGGAUGUCUUAGCUUCAUAUUAGCAGAGAACUGGAAAAAGAGUGCCUUUUCCUAAGUAGAAAAUAGGUGGUGGAGAAUUCUACCUGGAGGCUCUCUCAAGCCUAGCAGAGAGAGAGGCCCAUUAAUAAUCACUGCACACAGGAUGGACACAGAUAAAUUAUGGACAGUGUCACUAAUACAUGCAAGACUUGUGGUAAAAAUCUCAAUAAUUGGGGGGUUUGUAAAGCCCUAGCUUUUGGAUGCUUUAGUUUACACUAGUCUCUAACAUUUCGUAAAAAAAUUUCAGGCCCACCUAGUUGCAGAGAAAAGUCUGUAAAUUUGAGGCCAAGAAAGCAAAUGCCAGUGAAAAGAAUCUUUUUCCUAAAAAAAACAAAUCAAAACUUGAUGUUAUGUUAAUCUCAUGUUGCUGUUUAACAGAUUUUGUCAUGGGUUGCAAAAGGAGGGGACAGCAGCAAAGUCAUUGUUGUCCCAUCCCUAUAUAAUGAAACGGCUCCUUUCAGUCUGUGCCAUAAAUAGAAUUAAUUUGAACUGAUCUCCUUGACCUUCCUUCCCAAGCUUUCCCCCAAUGACAUACAAACAUCAAGCAGGAAAACAGUGUAUGUCCCGGCCUGUUGCUGAAGUCACUGAAGGGAAGAGGCAGUGGCCUGGUGGAUUGUAGCAUAGAUAACGCCAGUCCUGGAGAACUUCAUGGCAGGAUAUAAGUGUAGGUGAACUCUGCAGCAGACAAGUGGUGUACUACCCUCACAUGGACUCUUAGGAUCUGGAGAUAGCAAAGGAGGAAGUUGACUUUGCACCCCAUAAAACAGACUCUGGUGGCUACCUCAGUGGGUGUUAUCUCAGCCACCUUUCUGCUUAACUCAUCAAAAUGAGUCAAGUCCAUGAGCAUGCUUUUCCUGGCCCGUGAACCUGCUUUGUCACCAUCCUCCCUUUUCUAAAUCCCAAAUAAAUUUAAGACUGGCAAUAAGGAAGCUGACCACUCCAGGUAAUAAACUACCAUAGUUCAUGCAAUGGACUUCAUGGACACAGACCACCAUGACUCCAUGGUCAGUGAACGUUCAGCUUCCAAUCUGGGUUUCUGAAAUGCAUAGCUGGUGCUGAAACUAGCUAUGCAGCAGAAACAGAUAAAUGGGUCACCAACCAAAGAAUAUGAGCUGGAUUCUGACAUCUUCACCACAAAUACUUUCCUCUGUGCUCAGGUCCUUCAGUUGGCAUUAGUCUACAUGCAGUAAUGUUGCUCAUGGGAAAGCAGAUCAAAAUCUGUUCCUCAUGUGGCAGGGUAAAUAAAAAGUAGAUUGUGAAUACAGCAACUGAUUUAGGAGGCUAAGAAAGGAAAAUGUCUUUUAUAAACACCAGAAAGAUCUGAGUGAAAAAUAUUUGGGAUGAACUGCUGGCAGUAUUUUCUGGUGAAGUGUUAGGUUUUCAAAUGUCUGACAGUAUUUCUUUAUGAAUGCCACUUCAGAGAUCGCUUGUAAGAUGUACCAUUUGCUACAUUUUCCUUGGUAAAUAUCUACAUAACAUUUUGUGGUGUUAAUUUAAAAAAAUACUCAUAGAUCUUUCACUUUGAUGCAAGUUUUCCUCUAUUUUUCAUCACUGAGCACUUCCAAAGACAGAUAGCUCUUAAGUUACAUCAAAAUGGUCUAGAAGAUGUUGGAAAAUAAAAUUAUGAAAUCAGUGGUGAGAGGGGGAGGCUCCAGCUAUUUGGGAAACUUCCAUGCAUUAUAUUUAAGGCAUUUGGCUGCAUCAGUAACUUUAAUGUACAAGUGCAAAGUCUGCUUCUGUAACAAGGGGUAGAGUUAGCUGAAGGCAUAGUGUUGUGCCUCUAGAAGUAGUCAAGGCUGAAAAACUCAUUGCGAGCAGGACAUAAGGACUUGAUCCAGUUCCUAGGGAAGUCACUGGACCCCUAGAUUGGGGUUAGAUUCGGUCAGGGAAUGCAUCUAUAUAUCUGUCAAAUUCUCACCGAAAAGGAGAGCUUUUGGUGUCUAAACUGAAAUCUCCCUUGUCAGGGACACGUGCCCCAGAGAGAGGGGCCGAGGCUAAUGCAAGAGGCUAAAGGCAAAGGCUGUUUCAUUCAUAUGUCAAAAUCUGCACUCUAGUAUAGAGUACACACUUUAUGACCAGUGUAAAUCAGCACAGUUUCUUUGACUGGUGCUAUUUCAGGUUGCUGUUGCUGAGCAACAGGACCAUUUUAGCAGUACUGUAGAGGAACCACACAUACAGAAAAGAAAAACAACAAAAGAGCAAGGCCAUGUCUCAGCCAUUAGUACGACUUCACACAUCAUUCAGAAUUCUUUCUUCAUUCAAUGCUAUCCAGAGAAUUCAAAGUCUUCCCCUAACCCUGUGCAGAGUAACAUUUAUUUGGUAACUUGUCACACGUUAUCACUUGGUCAGAAUAUGCAUAUCAUGCUUUUUCCCAAUAUCGUUCCUACCAGUCUUUUCUUACAGGACUAAUUUAUCUUAUUAUUGAAACUGUUCUGUAAGGUUUUUUGCUGUAUAUCAAAUAAAUACUAUUCAGAGUUCACAAAUCACUGAUGUUUU